This is a messenger RNA of Microsporum canis CBS 113480, 525 nucleotides long. RefSeq lists its product as hypothetical. NCBI's taxonomy places the organism in Eukaryota, Fungi, Ascomycota, Eurotiomycetes, Onygenales, Arthrodermataceae. The record is from RefSeq and is a predicted model, not a curated record. The coding region runs from base 1 to 525 and encodes 174 amino acids. The transcript has a single exon.
AUGGAAAAUCUCCCACCAGAAAUUAUCAAAAAGAAGCUGGAAAAGCGCUCCCAUAUGGCGAAUUUUUUCGCCAUGAUACCCGAAGGGUGGCAGCCCCCACCCCAGCGCGCUCUCUCUCCGGGUGAAGAAAACAUAGGCAUGCCGGGAUAUUUUCGGAAACACUAUAUCUUCUUUUACGGAACACUGAUGAAUAAGGAUGUACUCGCUAAAGUGCUUGACUUAUCUCCCGAUGAUAAGAAAUUAAAGCUACGACCUGCUCAAAUUGCAGGCUAUCAUACUAGAUUCUGGGGGUCAUAUCCUGCGCUUCUAGAUGGACCACAGCUUGAUUCUCAUGUGGAUGGCAUGGCGUAUGAGGCUCUAAGCCAGCAAGAAGUAGACCGUCUAUCUGCUUACGAAACAGAUAGAUAUAUACUGAGGAACUGUAUGAUUAAAUUCCUUGAUAUCGAGGAUGCAGAGAAUAGGAUGGUUAUUGGUGAAACGUUCUUGUGGAAUGGGAGCCCUCAAGAGUUGACCACUCAGAGGUGA